AGAAAAGAGAUGGCCUUCUCUUCCCUAACCCUGCAAUUCUGAUGGCGGGUGAUUGAGAAUGAGAAAAUUAAGAAAUGCGUAGUGUUGAUGAUGAUGAAGAUUGGAUGAAUGAAGAAGAAUGGGAAAGAGAGUUGUGUCCUUUGUUCUUCCUAACAGAGCCCUGUUCUUCUCAUCCACUCCUGAAAACCCCACCCUUUACUCCUUCCUCCAGCCCUCAGUCUUUGCCCUAACCAAAAACAAGCAGCAACCCAUUUCAGAACCCUCCCCAAAGGCACCAACUUGCCUCUCACCGUCCCAGCUCUCCACUCUGGAAACCACCCUCCACAAGUCCCUCCUAAGCAGCAACACUGAUGAGGCAUGGAAGUCCUUCAAGGCACUCACCACCCACCAAGCCUUCCCUCCCAAACCCCUCACCAACUCCCUCCUCUCCCACCUCUCCUCCCAUGGUGACACCCUCAACCUCAAGAGGGCAUUUGCCUCUGCUCUCUUUCUCAUGGAGAAGAACCCCUUGUUGCUCCAACAUGACACCCUCCACCACAUGCUCCUCUCCAUGAAGGGUGCCAACACUCCAGCCCCUGCCUUUGCCCUUGUCAGGUCCAUGCUCAGGUUCAGGUUCUUUGUUCCCUUUCAUGUUUGGGGGCCCGUGCUUGUUGAGAUCAGUAGGAACUGUGGUAACCUUGCUGCUUUCUUGAGGCUCUUUGAGGAGAAUUGUAGGGUAGCUCUUGAGGAGAGAGUUGAGUUCAUGAAGCCUGAUGUUGGUGCUUGCAAUGCAGCACUGGAAGGUUGCUGCUGUGAGCUUGAGUCUGUAAGUGAUGCUGAGAGGGUUGUGGGGACAAUGUCAAGUUUAGGGGUUAGGCCUGAUGAGUUCAGUUUUGGAUUUCUGGGGUAUUUAUAUGCACUCAAGGGCUUGGAAGAGAAGAUUAGGGAGUUAGAAGUUUUGAUGGGUGGGUUUGGCUGUUUCAACAAGAAGGGUUUUUAUUGUAAUUUGAUUAAGGGUUAUGUUAAGUCUGAGAAUUUGGCAUCUGUGGAGGCCACUAUUGUUAGAUUUCUGAAUGAUGGAUGUGGGAAGGAUUGGGGUUUUGGUGUUGAAACUUUCUGUGAAGUGAUUAAGGUUUAUUUUCAGAAGGGAAAUAUCAAGGGGUUGGCUAAUUUGAUUGUUGAAGCUCAGAAGAUAGAGGGUUCAAAUAUUGUGGUUGAUAGGUCUAUAGGGUAUGGUAUUGUUAAUGCGUGUGUUAGUAUUGGAUUAUCUGAUAAAGCACAUAGUAUUCUUGAUGAGAUGGAUGUUCAGGGGGCCUCUGUGGGUCUUGGGGUCUAUAUACCUAUCUUGAAGGCUUACUGUAAAGAAAAUAGAACUGCUGAGGCUACUCAAUUGGUGAUGGAGAUUAGUAAUUCAGGUCUUCAGUUGGAUGUGGGAACCUAUGAUGCUUUGAUAGAAGCAUCCAUGUGCAGCCAAGAUUUUCAGUCAGCAUUUUCACUGUUUAGGGACAUGAGAGAGGCAAGGAUUCCUGACUUGAAAGGAAGUUACUUAACUAUAAUGACAGGUUUGAUGGAAAAACAUCGGCCUGAGUUGAUGGCAGCUUUCUUGGAUGAGGUGGUUGAGGAUCCUAGGAUUGAUGUAGGUACUCAUGAUUGGAAUUCUAUAAUCCAUGCUUUCUGUAAAGCUGGGAGACUUGAAGAUGCGAGAAGAACUUUUAGAAGGAUGAUGUUCCUGCAGUUUGAGCCAAACGAUCAGACAUACUUGUCUAUGAUUAAUGGAUAUGUCUUGGCUGAGAAAUAUUUUCUCGUGCUGAUGUUGUGGAACGAGGUUAAGAGGAAGCUAUCCAUGGAUGUGCAGAAGGGGAUCAAGUUUGACCAAAAUUUGGUUGAUGCGUUCCUUUAUGCUAUGGUUAAGGGUGGUUUCUUUGAUGCUGUUAUGCAAGUUGUGGAGAAAGCUAAUGAGAUGAAAAUAUUUGUUGAUAAGUGGAGAUACAAGCAAGCAUUCAUGGAGACCCAUAAAAAGCUCAGGGUGGCAAAGUUAAGGAAAAGAAAUUUUAGAAAAAUGGAAGCACUUAUUGCUUUCAAGAACUGGGCCGGCUUAAAUGCCUGAACCUUUUAUAGUGGCUACUUCAUAUCAUAGGGAUUAAAGGAUCAUGUCUGGAUAAAAUAACUCAAAAUGAAAGCUGAGAAUGGUUUCAAUAUUGUAGAUUCUUUCAAAAAGUAUUCAAUUGACUAUGGCAUGUUCCGCUUUUGAAUUGGUGACACUGAACAUGAAUGGAGGGAAGCAACAGAACAAUACAAGUUCAUUGAGCAUUGUUUCGCUUCAGUUGACAGACAAAAACAGCCGUGGCUUUCAUCCAUUAAAUAUUUUUUAGACUAAAAUCCUUUUUCAGUUCUCUUUUUCGUUUCAAAUAUUCAAUUAGUUCUCUGAUUUUUAUUUGGUUCAAUUAAGGACUCGUAUUUGUAUAAAUGAUCUAAUUAGGUCAUUUUUUUUUAGAUUGACAUUAAUGUUGUGUUCAUACAUG
Molecule: messenger RNA, 2501 nt
Organism: Vigna unguiculata (cowpea)
Lineage: Eukaryota; Viridiplantae; Streptophyta; Magnoliopsida; Fabales; Fabaceae
Product: pentatricopeptide repeat-containing protein At1g69290-like
Molecular function (GO): protein binding
Source: RefSeq, a predicted model, not a curated record